AUGAGUUGCGACGUCCAAUCACCAGCUGGUGGCCACCAGAAUACGCGAUGGAAAUAUCUCGAUCAGAUCCGCCAAAAUGCCGGGCCCUAUACAGACCCUGAGGCCAUUGCACCUGAAGCACUCGAAGGAUUCAAUACGUUGAAAGUUCUUGGUGCAGGUGGCCUAGGAUGCGAAAUUCUCAAGAACCUUGCCAUGUCGGGAUUCAAAAAUAUCCAUGUGAUAGAUAUGGAUACAAUCGACAUCUCCAAUCUAAACCGACAAUUUCUUUUCAGAAAAGACGACGUUGGCAAAUACAAAGCCGAGGUCGCUGCUGCAUUUGUUGAAAAGAGAGUAAAGGGUGUCUCCAUCACAGCGCAUAACAACCGCAUCCAAGACUUCGAUGAGGAGUUCUAUAAACAGUUCCAGCUUGUCAUUUGCGGUCUUGACAGCAUUGAAGCCCGCCGCUGGAUCAAUGCUAUGCUUGUUUCUAUUGCCGAAGAAGGCGAGGACGCUGAUGCCUUGAAGCCCUUGAUUGACGGCGGUACUGAAGGCUUCAAAGGUCAAGCACGAGUUAUUCUACCCACCAUGACCUCGUGUAUCGAGUGCCAACUUGAUAUGCACGCCCCCCGUGCCGCUGUUCCCCUAUGCACAAUUGCCUCGAUCCCUCGACAGCCCGAGCAUUGCGUCGAGUGGGCUCACGUUAUUGCUUGGGAUAAAGAGAAACCAUUCCCAAAGCUGGAUAAGGAUGAUCCAGAACAUGUCACUUGGCUAUUCCAAAAGGCCCUCACCCGUGCUCAGGAAUUUGGCAUCCCUGGCGUCACUUACUCCUUAACACAAGGAACUAUCAAGAAUAUCAUUCCGGCCAUCGCUUCUACCAAUGCCAUCAUCGCCGCCGCAUGCUGCAACGAAGCUUUCAAGAUAGCAACGAGCUCGGCACCGUGCCUUGGAUUUCAAACAAAUUACAUGAUGUACUCGGGCAACGAUAGCAUCUACACAUACACCUUUAAGCACGAGAAGAAGGACGACUGUCCUGUAUGUGGACGCCAGGCUCGCCCUCUCGAGGUAGAUCCCAAAACGACACUGCAAGAGUUGAUCGAAUCAUUCGCCAUCAGACCCGAGGCUCAGUUGAAGAAAGCUUCGGUACGUGCCGAAGGAAAGACUUUGUACAUGCAGUUUCCCCCGAGCUUGGAAGAACAGACACGUCCAAACUUGAACAAGACGCUCAACGAGCUUGGGCUCGAAGAUGGGCAGCAGGUCGUCGUCACCGAUCCUGCGUUCCCUCUCGAAUUCAACUUUUUCUUCAAAUUCAAGACAGCUUCCUAG
Fusarium graminearum PH-1 is the source of this 1302-nucleotide messenger RNA. RefSeq names its product NEDD8-activating enzyme E1 catalytic subunit. Gene Ontology annotation, molecular function: NEDD8 activating enzyme activity. The transcript is spliced from 4 exons. Gene Ontology annotation, cellular component: cytoplasm; nucleus. The coding region runs from base 1 to 1302 and encodes 433 amino acids. Gene Ontology annotation, biological process: protein neddylation. The record is from RefSeq and is a predicted model, not a curated record. NCBI's taxonomy places the organism in Eukaryota, Fungi, Ascomycota, Sordariomycetes, Hypocreales, Nectriaceae.